Molecule: messenger RNA, 483 nt
Organism: Brenthis ino (lesser marbled fritillary)
Lineage: Eukaryota; Metazoa; Arthropoda; Insecta; Lepidoptera; Nymphalidae
Source: the annotation of a GenBank genome assembly
AUGCCUAAAAUAAGAAAUAUUGAUAAAUUAAAGCACCCCAACAGCAGGAAAACCAUUUCACUUGCAAAAAAGAUGAUUAAAAAUGAAAAGAAAAAUAGCAAUAAACUCGGAACGCACAUAAAACAAAAUUUAAUUGGAGAAAAGAUUUUAUGGUUCAAAGAAAGACUACCGGAAGGUUGUGUAAUAUUGACUAAAGAACAAACAUUAAAUUUGAUUGAAACAUAUCUUGCUCGAUUUGAUGAAGAGUUAGAACAAAUUGCAUUAAAAAAUUCAAUAGGACAAAGAAAAAGCCGUCAACAUGCGAGUAGAGAAGAUGUUAUUAACAUUACGAAGAAGAGGGAACUAGAAGAGUUUGAAAGUUGUGGACUCGAAAUGCCGGACCUAAUGGACGCUCAGCAAAUGGAAGUUUUAAAAAAUUGGAAUGGUGAACUUCGAUUUUUACAACAUUUUAAAUUAAAAAGGGUGGCUAGAAAACAUUUGACA